Molecule: messenger RNA, 1061 nt
Organism: Drosophila ananassae
Lineage: Eukaryota; Metazoa; Arthropoda; Insecta; Diptera; Drosophilidae
Product: probable palmitoyltransferase ZDHHC24
Exons: 1
Coding region: 69-986 (305 amino acids)
Biological process (GO): peptidyl-L-cysteine S-palmitoylation; protein targeting to membrane
Cellular component (GO): Golgi apparatus; endoplasmic reticulum
Molecular function (GO): protein-cysteine S-palmitoyltransferase activity
Source: RefSeq, a predicted model, not a curated record
CUAAAGACUUUCUCUUUUUUUUUUUUCUUGUAAGAUUUUUCUCUUACCUUGUUAGCAUUCUAACAAGUAUGUGCAUUUUAUCGGACGCUUUCGUGUAUUAUGCCAAAGCCGAUCCCAAGAAAUUCAUACUAUGUGCGCAUCCCCUUUCGAUAAGUUUUCUAUUCGCGGGAACCGUGUUCUUUUUCACUUGGGAGGUAUUCUACUUGUUGCCCGACUUGAUCGGAACGGAGGGCUGGCUCUACAAGGUCAGCUGGAUCGUGUCCCCGUUUUUAGUCUAUAAUAUCUGGGCCAACAUGCUGGCCUGCUACCGGACGGACAGCUCAGUGGCGAGUCUUCCCAAGGAUCGCCUGGUUCCCGAUCCUAAUGAGAGGCACCUGUGGCACCACUGUGAGGAUUGUGAGCAAUUGGUGCCGCCACGAUCCUGGCACUGUAAGUUCUGCAAGUGCUGCAUCCUGAAGCGAGACCACCACUGCAUCUUUACGGCCAAUUGCAUUGGGCACAACAACCACCGGUACUUUUUCUGGUUCACCUUUUAUGUGACCUUGGGAACUGCCGCGGCCUUAGUCACCAACUUCAUAUACAUGCUUAAACAUAAUAAUUGGCACCACGGUCCAGCCUGGAUCUUCAAUUUAUAUAUCUUUAUAUCCGGAUCGAACUCGCCCUUAAUGGUAUACGAUUUGAAUCAGAACGUUGUCUUCUCAUUCAACGUGUUCUGCGUGGCAGCUGCCGGCCUCAUGUUGCUUUCCCAAACUAUCAUCGUCUACCGAAAUGCGUCCUAUUACCAAAGAGACGGAAGAUAUGAUCUAGGGGUGCGGCAAAACAUUAAUCUUUUAAUGGGAGAAGCUGGCCUGUGGACUUUCCUUUCGCCUUCUGUUAAAAGCCCAUUGCCCCAUGAUGGCGUCCAGUGGCAACUAAAUGAGAGCUUCAAAGAAAAAAUAAUGGAUCAUAAUAUUUAUAAGACAAGAACUACUACAGAAAGCAAUUAGUAUUUUUAUAAAAAUUGUAUUGUGAUGGUAUUGUAUUGUGAUUUAUAUAUUGUAAUAAAACGGUUUAACAUCUUA